UAUUGGCUUCGAGUGAGGCAGGCGUACGAGGAACGCAAACUCGUCGAUCCCUACUUCAACAAGAUGAACAUGAACGUGUACCGGGGAGACAAGGCAAUGGCCACCCAUUGGGGGAUCAUGCAGACGGCGUGCAACAAAUGGCACGGCAUACAGGAGGAGGUCGACAAACGGCCGAUCAGCGGCCACGACUUGGAGCAAAAGCUGCGCCGAGCUUUGGACAUGUACACGGACGACACCGGCCUGCAGUUCAAGUUCCUCAACGUCUACGCCCGCCUCGAGAACUGCGAGAAGUGGAAGGAAACUCGCACGACCCUCUCGAAGAGCAAGACCGAGCAGUACAACCCCGACGCUCCGGCGGCUUGCGCGGCGGAAGGGCGCCCUGAACUCGGCUAGAAGAAGCUCAAAGAGCUCAAACGGACGGACAAU
Messenger RNA from Lolium perenne, 426 nucleotides. RefSeq lists its product as uncharacterized. The record is from RefSeq and is a predicted model, not a curated record. NCBI's taxonomy places the organism in Eukaryota, Viridiplantae, Streptophyta, Magnoliopsida, Poales, Poaceae.